Messenger RNA from Corticium candelabrum, 3091 nucleotides. Its product is annotated as hemicentin-1-like. Gene Ontology annotation, molecular function: axon guidance receptor activity. Gene Ontology annotation, biological process: synapse organization; homophilic cell-cell adhesion. The record is from RefSeq and is a predicted model, not a curated record. The transcript has 11 exons. NCBI's taxonomy places the organism in Eukaryota, Metazoa, Porifera, Homoscleromorpha, Homosclerophorida, Plakinidae. Gene Ontology annotation, cellular component: axon; plasma membrane; neuronal cell body. The coding region runs from base 60 to 2771 and encodes 903 amino acids.
CUUAUUGUCUCGUUGAGGCCGAUCGAAACGCUAGAGAUCGAUCGUAUAGUCAGUGUCUUAUGGCACGCGAUUUAUCUUGCGUUUGGCUUGCUGUCACGUUGCUCGCCGUCAACUGGAUAACAGUUAGCUGCUGCGACCUACCAUACUACGGCCUGAAUUGCAGCGAUAUGUGUGGAGCUAAUCUGACGGGGUUGGCUGGCGUUAUUCGUCCACCUGGUUACGACUCUUACAACGAACAUUACGAGAACUCGGUGCAGUGCGAGUGGAAUAUUAUUCCUCAGGUGGAGAACGUGUACGUCGUCAUCACAUUCGAUCAUUUUCUUACUGAAACGUGCUGCGACUAUCUGUCGGUUACUGCUGAUUCAUUUUCUGGAUACUCCACUGAACUAGCAAAAUUUAAAGACACCGAAGCCCACACGGUGAUUCAUAAAGCUCCUCUUCGUCUUUUCUUCUACUCUGAUGGUUCGUCGACAAGACGAGCCUUUAGUUUACGCUACACAACUGGACAACCACCCAGCUUUCUUUCACGAACGUACAAUCAAUAUGUGAACGAAGGUGACAGGGUGUUACUUCUUUGUAAUGUGCAAGGAAUGCCACCACCUGUAGUGACGUGGUACAAAAACGGGUUGGAGAUUCAAGUUGGCUCUAAUCUUUUGUCUCAAUUUGAAUUGCAAGGAAACCAUCUAAUAAUAACAAACGUAACGGAAGGAGACAUUGGAUAUUUUCAAUGCAGAGCGCAAAAUUUCCUGAACGAGACGGAACAAUAUUUCCGGCUAUUCGUUUAUAGUAAUAACUGCAUCCAAGUACUAAAACGAUUUAAAAUACUUCUUUUAUUUUUAGCGCUUCCAAAAAUUCUAUUUCAUCCAACAUCAGUUCACUUUGAUUCUUUGCUACCCGCUCACAGCGAAGAUGGUUCCUUACGCAAUGAAGGACUGCAAGCCGUUUUUCGCUGUCAAGUUCACGGGUAUCCUCGGCCUUAUAUCCAUUGGGUAAAGGAUGGUAAAUAUCUAUACACAUCUGGAUAUCGUUCGCUGACGUGGUUAACAAUCAAACCAGUGAACGUGUCUGAUGUGGGCAACUAUACUUGUGUAGCAUACAAUCGCAUGGGAAGUGUCGUGUCUCGCGCUGCAUCAUUAACAAUAGGAAAAAGUGUUCUCUGUUGUUUGUACUUGCGUUUUCCAGACAAAGUAGAAACAUCUUCUUGGGCUAACGUCGAGUUGUCGCUAUCGUUUCAGUCGUCAGAGUAUAAACUUUUGGCUGUAUCAGUAGCCAAAGAAGGUCAUUUGUACUCGCCGGCAACAUAUUCCCAGUUCUCUAACCAAAAUUACAUUCGCACAACUAACGUUACUAUCAAUCUUGGAAGUUUGGAAGAAUCAGAUACAGCUGUCUACAGCUGGCGUUUGUAUAUGAGUGCUUCAACAGCUAGCUUUUUGCCUAAUAUAGAAGUCACGUCAUUUAUACCCAUCACAAUUCCAGGAAAUACUCGCGUGACCGUCACUCCCUCCUCAUCAUUUGUUAGAAAUUUGUACGGAUUCCAAAUCAUAGCUUGCUUUGCAGAGUCUCUGGUUUAUGCACCAUCGGUUCGCUGGUUCAAAAAUGCAGAUCAGAGACUCGGGUAUUCUUCAAUAACAGGAAGCAAUUACACGAUAACUUUCCUAUUUACAACAACUGGAAUCAAUGUGACUCAUUACACUUGCAGUGCACAAAAUUCAGUCGGGAUUGUUACAAAUGCCACUGUUUCAGUAGUAGUGAGAGGCUUACCAGGGGGAUGGAGUUGGUGGACCGAGAAUUCUCUGUGUAGUGUCAGUUGCGGACCUUCAGUAGGAAUCAGAAUCAGAACAAGACGUUGUUAUAAUCAAAAUGGCUGCUCUGGUCCAGCAAUUAAUGCAUCAACUUGCUACUCCUAUAAGCCUUGUCUGUCCGUGGAGACAACCACAUCAGCUGCUUUAACAGUAAAGACUACGUAUACGUCAGUUCAUAAGUAUAAUCUGUCCACGCAAACAGAUGCCGUUGUUACUACCGAAACGGCGUCUACAGUUACAAGUUUGCCAACGGCUACUCAAACGAUAAAAAGCCCUAAUAAGACGAUUUCCGAUGCAGAGGACAAGUCACUUUCUGCUGCUGUGAUAGCAGUGGCGUGUAUCAUUCCGACAGCAAUCGUUACCUUUGUAGUCACGGUUGCCAUGAUGUACUACAUAUUCAAAAGAAAGGACAAUGACCGUGAUGCACCACCAGAACGAGCUCGAAACAGACAAGAUGUAGGAAAGUCUGACACACGUGCUUCCGCCCAAGACAGAUAUGAUUCCUCGGUUACGUUCAAAAAUAAGAAAAAUGACGUCAAAAUAGAAAGGCCCCAAGCAACUAAUUCAGAACCAAGCGAAACGGUUGAUUUUGUUGAAGAGGAGUAUUAUGAAGAAGUGGAGCGGGUGUCAGGACUCCACAAGCGACCAUUUGGCAAGCAAACAAGUUCUAGUGCUCGUAAACCUCAAGCAAGUUAUGAAGGUAGCUACAAGCAUCCUAAACCCCAAGCAAGUGAAGGCAGUUACAAGCAUCCUAAACCCCAAACAAGUUAUGAAGGCGGUUACAAGCAUCCUAAACCCCAAACAAGUUAUGAUAAACUAAGUUCCAAUGUCAGGCCAUCGACGAAAGCCUCAACAUCAGUGAGAUAUGUUAACGUUCCGUCUCAACACUCAUCACAAACUCAGCAACAAUACGAGGAGGACGACUUCUACGUCCAACCGGACGGCUGCGUACCCGAUAAAAGGCAUUAGGUCUAUAUACGGACGUCUAUACAUCCAAACAAUUGAAAAUAUUCUGAAAACUGAAAAAUAGAUAUGUCGACGAGUAGCUUUGCAAGCUGUGAUAUAGCCGCAUGGGAUUGGACUAUAAUUAUUUGGAAUUUGACUUGGUAGUAAGUACUGUAGUCUAGUUACGACUGCAAUUGCCUAGAUACCGCGACAGUAAACACGCCAAGUUUUAUGUAUCGAUCGAAACGAUGGUUAGCUCUUGAAACGACGUUUCUGCAUACAUGAAGACAACGUCGAUCAAAUAUGUACGACUCGCUGGACAAUACAAUCGUUGGGAAGUUGCU